Messenger RNA from Trichobilharzia szidati, 267 nucleotides. Lineage: Eukaryota; Metazoa; Platyhelminthes; Trematoda; Strigeidida; Schistosomatidae. The record is from the annotation of a GenBank genome assembly.
AUGGCGUUCGUUGUGACGGACGAAGAGUGGCUUAACCGAUUGAAUGAAGAUGCUAGAUCAAAGAAAGACAGGAAAUUAAAUUUUUCGAUAGGGCCAUUCCAGUCAUUUGACCAGUUCAUUAAAGAUACAUAUGGAGGUGAAAGACCAUAUCAGACUGGGAAUACCAUUUGCAUACAAGCCAGGAGGAAACUUUAUGCAUCGGCCAUUGAUAGAUGUUCCAAACAUAAACUUGGGAAUGUCGUGGUUCACAAUGCAAAAUAUAUUUAA